AUGCCUUCCAACUUUGUGACACCAGCGGCCAAGAGGGUGGUCAUCUACCGAAACGGGGACCCCUUCUUCCGGGGCCGGCGGUUUGUGGUGAACCCACGCCGGGUCCUGACCUUUGAGGCUUUCCUGGCCGAGGUCACCACCUCCGUGGGGUCCCCCACGGCCGUGCGGGCCCUGUACACCCCGCGACGCGGCCACCGCGUGACCGAGCUGGGGCAGCUGCAGGCCGGAGGCGGCUACGUGGCCGCCGGUUUUGAGCGCUUCAAGAGGCUUGACCAUGGGCCCUGCAGUGGGAUGCUGCGGGGAAGGUGUGAGGUGCCGAUGGAGAGCAGCACCUCCAGUCCGGUGGCCCGCCAGGCCAGCGGCAACUACCACCGAUCGGCCUCGGGAAGUGAACCGUGGGCCGGUGGUGGGAGGCGGGUGUCGGAUGCGAGCCGUGACCGGACCCCCAUCUCUCCCACCUCCAGCUAUUUAAACCUGGGCGGGAAGCCUAUCGGCGAUGGGAGUGGUGGCCACGGCGGCCAGACCCCGGCCCUGCGCCUGCAACUGGCGCCGCCGCCCCCCGCCGCCCGCCGCCGCUGGGCGGCGCUGCUGAGCCGGCUGACCGCCCGGGCCGCCCUCCCCCGCGGAGCCGGCUCUGAGGCGGUUUCCUAUGUUCUAUCCCUCCUAUGCUCGCUAACUGGGAGCGUGGGUUUUCUGCUUGGGUCUCUGGCCCGUCCCUGCAGGGGACCCUCUUUCCUCUCUUCCCCCCACAGGCUCUGUACGCUGGCCGGGGUCCCGAUCUCCGAUGAGACGGCGCUCGUCAACGGAGACUACUACGUGGCCGUGGGAGAGGAGGAGUACCUGCCCCUGCCCUACUCUGAGAUGCUGCUGCCUAGCCCUUCCCUGCCCCCAGGCCCCCGGUACCUGGGGCGGAGGGGUAGCGAGGCUGGACAGUGGGGAGCGGGGCGGGGGUUCAGAGAGGCUUGGCGCUGCUCCUGCCCUUUUGUGGGGUGGGAGUGGCCAGAGCCCCUGGUGCCCCCGAUACAGAGGUGGAGGAAAGCUGACAGAGGUCCAGGAAGGUGGGCUAAACUUCCCCGCAACACCAGUCUGAGGCAAACUAAGGCAGCUGGGACCGCAGGGUGGGCCCAUCUCCACGGGAGCGGAGUAUCAGCCAACUCUCUCUCCUCUCAGGUUAAAGGGAGGCAGGUUCGGCUCACUGGAGCAAGGGAGGUGGGCGGAGUUGGGGCCUCCCCUCUGUCAUCCCGGUGCCGGCCCCGGGGGGAGCCAGGCCCAGGAGAGGACACGUCGACUUUCUAUGCCAGGCCUGGUGGCAUGGGACUCCAGGGGGGCAGACCCCUGCCUUCUGAGCCUGAAGGAAGCGUGUACACAGCCAGAAAUACGAGGAGGGAGGUCAGGGGUGCCCAGGAAGUGGUGGAGGACGAGGCUACGUGGACGGAGAUUCCGCUGGACCAGGUUCGGGCCCUCUUUCCCCUCUUUGUCGCUCCCCCCACCCCCCAGGACCAAGUGGAGGUUCUCAGGGGCAGCAGCAGCGGAGGCUGCCAUCCCACUGCCCGAUCCCUGAGGGCUGGUGGCAGCAGUGCGUGCCCAGGGUGGGCAACUAGUCGGGUAGAGUCGGCCUCCUCCUCUGGCAUCGCGGGCCCAGCUCGGUGGGCCAGAGGAAAGCCCCCACAGCCCAGUUCUGCCCCAGACUAGGGUGGGAGGGGGGGAGAAGAGGGCUGGGCUGGAGCUGAGGCGC
Messenger RNA from Ornithorhynchus anatinus (platypus), 1735 nucleotides. It is a transcript of the gene DCDC2B, whose product is annotated as doublecortin domain containing 2B. Gene Ontology annotation, cellular component: microtubule; microtubule organizing center. The coding region runs from base 1 to 1692 and encodes 563 amino acids. The record is from RefSeq and is a predicted model, not a curated record. NCBI's taxonomy places the organism in Eukaryota, Metazoa, Chordata, Mammalia, Monotremata, Ornithorhynchidae. The transcript has 6 exons. Gene Ontology annotation, biological process: intracellular signal transduction.